Messenger RNA from Musa acuminata AAA Group (dessert banana), 744 nucleotides. RefSeq names its product large ribosomal subunit protein eL33w-like. The transcript has 5 exons. Gene Ontology annotation, biological process: ribosomal large subunit biogenesis; cytoplasmic translation. The record is from RefSeq and is a predicted model, not a curated record. Lineage: Eukaryota; Viridiplantae; Streptophyta; Magnoliopsida; Zingiberales; Musaceae. The coding region runs from base 92 to 430 and encodes 112 amino acids. Gene Ontology annotation, molecular function: structural constituent of ribosome. Gene Ontology annotation, cellular component: cytosolic large ribosomal subunit; ribosome.
CCCAUCUCCGAAACAGCCACUAGGGUUUCCCACACUUGGGGUUGGCUGCUCUUAGUCGGCGCAUCGGUCGCGGGCACCCUCAUCGGCGGAGAUGGUGAAGGGGCGGCAAGGCGAGCGCGUCAGGCUGUACGUCCGCGGGACGAUCCUCGGAUACAAGAGGUCGAAGUCGAACCAGUACGAGAACACAUCGCUGGUCCAGAUCGAGGGGGUGAACACCAAGGAGGAAGUCGCUUGGUACUGCGGCAAGAGGAUGGCGUACAUCUACAAGGCGAAGACGAAGACCAAGGGGACGCGGUACCGGUGCAUCUGGGGUAAGGUCGCACGCCCGCACGGCAACAGUGGCAUCAUCCGCGCCAAGUUUAAAUCCAAUCUGCCGCCUAAAUCCAUGGGUGGAACGGUCAGGGUUUUCAUGUACCCCAGCAACAUUUGAGGAGGUGAGUCAAUGCUGCAGUGCAGAUGCUUUUCGGAAUUUGUAGCUGAGAUUUGAAGGGGGAUUGAAGCUAAAUUGUGUUCCUUGAUACUAAAAGUAGCUCGACUAGUUAUGAUACUUUAUUUGGACUACUUACUACUCGUGUUAGUUUUCGGGGUUAAUUUGCUCUUUGAACUUAAAUUGACUCCUUGCGGUUGAGCUAAUUAGAAAACAUUAGGCAGUUGUGAAAUUGUGUCUCCUUGCGGUUCCUGGUAAGAUAAUGUUGAACAGCACAGUAGCAGAUAGCGGCAAUCUACCUACAUGGAAUUUUUUCA